Triticum turgidum subsp. durum (durum wheat) is the source of this 618-nucleotide messenger RNA. The record is from the annotation of a GenBank genome assembly. Lineage: Eukaryota; Viridiplantae; Streptophyta; Magnoliopsida; Poales; Poaceae.
AUGUCCCACGACACCACCGCGCCCGGCUGUGCCCAAGCCUGCUGCAAUUGCUGCUGCAAUUGGGUCGUGACAUCCAUCAUCAUAGUCACCGUGAUGCUCAUCGCCGCCUACGCCGUCGUCCUCCCGCUCCGCAUCACCGCCGAGGACGCGUCCCUGGGCCGCCUCGCCCUCGCCGGGCCCAACGGCACCGCGCUGGCGUACAACCUCUCCCUCACCGUCGGCCUUUUCAACCCCAACUGGGCCAUGCGGGCCGAGCUCACCGCGCCGCUGGAGUCCGAGCUCAGCUUCGCCGGCGUGCGCUUCGACGGUGCCCGGCUAUCUGACGCGGGGCGGAGGGUCGAGGUCCACGGGACCACCAGGUUCCGCGUGGAGGCGGGGGCUCAAAGCGCGGAUGCGGCGCUCGGGAGCGCCGAGCUGGCGGAGCUGGUGAAGGAGACCGCGGCGGGCCUGUUCGAGUCGCUGGAGCUGAAGAUCACCGGGAGGCUCAGGUACAGGCCGGUGCACGCCGGCGGGACCAGGAGGCUGGAGGCCAGGUGCCCGCUGAAGCCGCGCUUGGCCCCGCCGCCGGGCACGCACAUGCUUGUGCUGGACAGGGUCAUCAAGUGCCACCGACUUUAG